This is a messenger RNA of Pararge aegeria (speckled wood butterfly), 5117 nucleotides long. It is a transcript of the gene Cdc27, whose product is annotated as cell division cycle protein 27 homolog. The coding region runs from base 166 to 2280 and encodes 704 amino acids. The record is from RefSeq and is a predicted model, not a curated record. The transcript has 4 exons. Lineage: Eukaryota; Metazoa; Arthropoda; Insecta; Lepidoptera; Nymphalidae. Gene Ontology annotation, biological process: cell division. Gene Ontology annotation, molecular function: protein binding.
CGUAACAACAAUCAUCCGCCCAUAGACAAUCAACAAAAUGAAAUGAAAAUGUCCGUCGUAAAUGAAACGUUUUUAUUUUACUUUGUGACCGUGUAACGUUUGUGGCAAGCUAUGUGAAAUAUUUUAUUGUAUUAACCAUAAUCGAAGUGUAUACUAUUUGUAAAAAUGAUUGUUCAAGAGCCCAUACAGGUUAUCGUUUGGGAUUGUCUAAAUAAUUAUGAGUUUGACAAUGCUGUAUUCCUUGCAGAGAGAUUACAUGCUGAAGUUACCUCGGAAGAGACGGCAUUUUUAUUAGGGACGUGUUACUAUAGAGGUGGACGUGUAAAUGAAGCACAUCAUUUGCUACAAAAUAUAUCCCUUACUCUACCACAGGCACGAUUUUUACUGGCUAAAUGUUCACUGGAACUGAAAUUUUACAAAGAUGCUGAACUAGCAUUAGGCACAAAAGACACUGUCGCCUCGGAAUUUGGGGAACAAGCACCAUAUGCAUUGCACCUGUUGGCCAAAGUAUACAACAUCACGGAGAGAAGAAGUAAAGCUGCAGAUGCGCUUAGAAAAGCUCUGUCUCUCAACCCCUUCAUGUGGAAAUCCUUCACUCAGCUCUGCCAAAUGGGUGAGAAAGUAGACCCAAAUAGUGUAUUCCAAAUAAACAACACUGAAUUUACAUUUGGUGUUUCAACAUUAGUGAAUCUAGUCAGCAAUUCAGAAAAUAUAUCAUUUGUUAAUAGUAACAUAUCUAAUAACAGUAAUUUGAAUUCUAAUGUCACACCUAACAACAUUGCUGCUCGUACUCCUAUGACAAUGUCAACUAGCAUCACACCAGAGACCCAAGCGCCUGUCAAGCGUAUGCACAGUGUUUUCAGUGGAAUGGCGCCCAUACCUUUCUCGCCAUCUUUCGGUAUGUUACCUAUGGAAGAAUCUCCAGUAUUGUAUUCAUCGACACUCACAGACGCCAAUGAACAAAAAGCUAUACCAAAGAUAGUUAACUCACUGAGAGCACAUGUUGGUCAACUCAAAGAUGCAGUAUUCAGCCCGGGACCAAGGUGUACGCUAGGCCCCGCCCCACGAAGAUCUUCUAGAUUGUUUAGCAAUAACAAUAGUAGUUAUUCAGUCAAAGAAAACAACAAAUCACCUAGCCGGAAAUUUGUAACGCCCAAAAGUCCUUCCAGAAAAAAUAAACAACGCACAGCCAAAAAUAUUAAAUCAAAUACCGAAACAAACGAGAGGAAUAAGAGCAUAGACACCACACCGACGAUAACGCCAAAGAGCACCAAUGGUGUACCACUGUUAAAUUUACUGAGGGAUCUGGGUGAUGCCUUUAAAUCUCUGUCCUUUUUGGAUUGCAAAAAUGCUAUCAAACAGUUUCAAGAGAUAUCACCGAAACAGCUAGCUUCACCUUGGGUCCAAACGAUGAUCGCUCGUGCACAUUACGAGCUUGCGCAAUAUGAAGCGGCUGCUAAAAUCUUUGCAGAAAUUAGGAAACAGUACCCAAGUCGUACUGAAGGAAUGGAUAUUUACAGUACCUGCUUGUGGCACCUUCAACGGGAAGCUCAGCUUUCAGCGUUAGCGCAAGAAUUAGUAGAGUUAAAUAGAAAUGAUUCUAUAGCGUGGUUAGCUUCGGGUAACUGCUUUUCGCUACAUAAAGAACGCGAAACAGCUUUAAAGUUCUUCAAGCGCGCCGUUCAGAUAGAACCCGAAGCGGCAUAUGCCCAUGCACUCCUUGGACAUGAGUAUGCUGUAGCCGAAGAAACUGACAAGGCCCUAUCUAGUUUCCGAACCGCGGUAAGCAUCGAUCCGCGCAAUUACGUAGCUUGGUUCGGUAUAGCCGCAGUGUACGCUCGCCAGGAACGCUGGAAAGCCUCUGAGGUGCACAUUCGUCGAGCGUUAGCCAUUCAUCCCCAUUCAGGUGUGCUACGUUGCCAAUUAGGUUUAGCUCAGGCUGCUUUGGGCAAAAUGGAUCGUGCACUUGCUACCCUAGAAAGAGCAGUCUCAUUAGAUGCUGAAAAUCCUUUGUGUCGUUUCCAUAGAGCGUCUGUAUUAUUACGUGCUGGGAGACCACAAGACGCCUUGGGCGACUUGCACCACUUAAAAAAUAUUGCACCCAGAGAAUCUUUAGUGUACUAUUUGCUUGGAAAGGUCCACAAUAAAUUGGGCAACUCACACCUGGCUCUUAUGCAUUUCAGCUGGGCCACAGACCUAGAUCCUAAGGGCACUGGAGCACAUAUUAAAGAAGGCUUCGACCCCUCAAAACAGGAAGAUACUCCUGAAAGAUCAUCCUAAACGUAUUUUGACCAUUAAUCGUGAUUUGCCUGCCCUCGUCGGCCUCUUUUGUGACUGAUAUCCUGUAAAUAACGUGCUCACCUCUCGAACUCCGAUUUGACACAAAAUCUUCCAAAUAUAGCUUUACGGAGAUCGACUGGUUUGUGAACGCAUUUAGUUGCUGUAGUAGUAAGGGCGUAUGUGGAUUUGUUUAUAUAGAGUAAGAUGUGGAUAUUCCUAGUUAUAUAUAUAUAUAUCAUGUAUAGCAAUUAACUCCUAGAAAGUAACUAAAAUUAUGCUUUCGAAGGACCUAAAACAAGGCCUCGAUCUCAAGAAGUGUUUAUUUGUAAUAAAUAAAUAUACUUAUAUUUUUGUUGUGCUAGACGUCGCAAUUUAUUUAAUUGCCAUCGUAAAAUGCGUGAUAUGAAGUUUCCAAAAUUGAUUUUGUUUCCGAUGUAAUAGAACUUUUUUAUUUGCAUAUGAAUAAUCGUACACGAGAACCGCUGGCGGUGUUUCAUUAUAAAUUACUACCUAUUGAUAUUGUAUUACAAAAUUUCUUAAAUGAUUUUUAACACAUAGUAGAAAUAAUAAUAAUUUUGCAUGCAAAUAGUGUUAGUACAUACUUGCAACCGAUUUCUGAAACGAUAACCAUAGAUCGAAUAAGCGAAUCUGCCUAUUAACGUUCAAACAUUUCAAAAAGGGCGAUUAGUUUGUUAAACUUAUGACAAAGUUAUCUAUUGGCAUUGACACACGGUUAUCGAUUCUACAUGUAAAAUUAUAUUUGAACUCAGUGUGUAAAAGAGGAUUUGGUGAACCUAGGCGGCUCUGCGUAAAAAUGGAAUGUCUUCACCAGUAGGUUGGAAUAAUAGUACACUAUGAUCAUUUUGAUUAUCGCAAUUGUUUUUAUUGACUGAAUUUAUGGUACUCUCGCUUAAAUUGUGUAUUUUAGCCAACAGUGUAAUAAUAUCAGCCAAUCGGCAUGCAAUAUUAUAACCCAAUCCGUAUGCGAACGUAGCAUUGGCGCUGUCAUUCUACGACGAUCUUCCCACGGAACCAAGAUUGUCUAUGGCAUUAAUAAAGGAUCGAAGAGUAAAAAUUUGUGACCCAGAUUUGACACUCUUAAGUCAUAAAUUAUGUGUCAAAGGUAGAUGUCACAGAGCGUACGCUUUGAAUGUCAUAGGAAAUAAGAGUUCAGCAAUGUAUAGAUUAAUAAAAUGUAAAGGUAUAGGUACAACCAAUUUAUUUGGUCUGUAGGGCUAACAUACGUGCUACGAGGUUAUUAUAUAUAGUAUCAUUUUCUCUUCCUAUAUGAGGCAUGAGGAGAUAACGGGGUAUACUUAAACAUCUCGUUGCGCGCAUUUUAACUCUGCUGGUGUCCAAAAAUUUGAACUUAUUGACAUGCGAUACCAGGGGCCUUACUACCUUGGCUUAAAGCAAUAUUAUUAUGGUGUAAUUUUUAACAUUAAUAUAAGCGUUAUUUUUAGGACAUCCAAAGUCUGUCAAAUAAACUAAUUGUAGGAUGAAUACCGUUUAAAGGGACGGUAGUAAGGCUCCAGCAAUGCAAGGUUGUCCGGGUCAGAUAUGUUUGAAUGGCUGUAUUACACAUUGACGUAAAAUAAAAAUGAAAUCGAAAUUGGCAUUACUUAGAAAAAUGUAUUUGAAUCUCUCUAGCUCUUAGCAACAAAGAACUCCUUUAAUUUUCUGUACUAUGUAUUUUAACUUGUUAUCGGGUUUGUGAAAUUACAGUAUAACCAUUUUAGUUUUCCACUUUUGACAAUAGGAUAUAUUCAAUCAAAUGUGAUUUAAAAGUGAAUCAUCUGUUUUGGAUGUUCUCAUAAUCUAACAUGCCAAACCAGAAUCUGACAAUUCUUAUUGGCUGCCAACUAAUGUUAUAUCCAUUUUGCUUGAAGUCAGGUCAUUUGAUUAUAACUUAAUACAAAAUGGAUCAUUGAGAAUGUCCUAAAGAUUAGGAAAAAAAUAUUUUAAUCGCAAUAUAAGUAAAAUGCAUAUUCCCUUUUGUUACUUGCAUAGCAUUUUACUUAUCGACUACCUAAAUAUUGAGGUGUUCCUUUUAAAAUCUGCUGUGUAACCUAUACAAAAUUAUGAAAUGAUAUUAACCUUGGUAAGUUCAGCUGUUAGAACUAAGUGAAACAUCAAAAGUGGUUCAUUAAAAGGAAGGAGGGCAGGUUACGUUUAAAAUGUUUUCUUUGCUACAAAUAAACUUCUGUUGCCCUAUUUUUCAAACAGUAAUGAUUGUGUGAAUGGCGAUCCACAUUGCGAAAGUAUCCAGACAAGUGACGCAUAAGCGAAUCGGCUAUACUAUAGUGUUGGAAUAUAAAAUCCGCGUCAAUAAUUCGAAUAAAAAAAAACAAUGUUGUUUUGAUUUUACCGGACCUCUUAUGGCGCUCUCUGAGAUCAGCUUUUACCGUGGAUCUCUACUCUUUUGUACACAAAUGUCUAAUCAAAUUGAUAAGUUAUAAAAUGUUGCCAACCUUUAACACAAAAAAAAAAGGAUAGCACUACUCUUUAUUUUAGUUCAGUGAUUUGUAUUUAACAGAAUUGGCACCAUUGCUAAACCAAAUUAUCUAAUAAUAGUGAAAUAAGUUGUAUAUAUUUGUUGACGUAUUUGUCUCGUUUAUAUUUUAUGUCAAUGUCUUUGUUUACGCCAUUUUAUAAAAUCCCAAAUACCUUGUACAGUUCCAGAUCUUAGUUUAUAAUGAAUAGUAACGUUUAUAAAAUUAUUUCGUGAAUGUUUAUUAAAAAUACACUAUUGUUUGUCUUGAAAUCACCAAUCGAAACUAGCUCUAAAGACAUGUACACCCUAAUAUGUGAACUUAUAAAAAUCAUAUUAAACUAUA